Messenger RNA from Nothobranchius furzeri (turquoise killifish), 1945 nucleotides. It is a transcript of the gene galt, whose product is annotated as galactose-1-phosphate uridylyltransferase. Gene Ontology annotation, cellular component: cytoplasm. The record is from RefSeq and is a predicted model, not a curated record. Gene Ontology annotation, biological process: beta-D-galactose catabolic process via UDP-galactose, Leloir pathway. Gene Ontology annotation, molecular function: zinc ion binding; UDP-glucose:hexose-1-phosphate uridylyltransferase activity. Lineage: Eukaryota; Metazoa; Chordata; Actinopteri; Cyprinodontiformes; Nothobranchiidae.
GUCUUUCGUCCGACAACAGGAAGUGGGCUAAGGGUAUCAGUUGAGCUAAAGUUCGGAACCAUCGACAUUCGGAACCAGCUGAUGCUUACUUGAUUUAACUUACAGGUUUUAAAUAGUACCGUAUCAUGAGUGGCUACCAGAGUGUUAGUUUCGACCCCAGUGAGCACCAGCAUCUGCGUUACAACCCACUGCGAGACAGCUGGGUCCUGGUCUCGGCCCACCGUAUGAAGAGACCCUGGGCUGGUCAGAUGGAAAAACCUCCACAAGAGCAGAUCCCUAGACACGAUCCCCACAACCCUCUCUGUCCUGGGAAUCCAAGAGCAAAUGGAGAAGUCAAUCCAAACUAUGACAGUACUUUUGUGUUUCCAAACGACUUCCCUGCUCUUCAGCCUGAUGCCCCGGAUCCUGGUUUGGAACAGGACCCGCUAUUUCAGUCUAAAGCUGCCAGGGGUGUUUGUAAGGUCAUGUGUUUUCAUCCCUGGUCUGACAUCACCCUCCCUCUCAUGAAAAGACAAGAAGUUGUCAAGGUGAUUGACAAGUGGGCGGAGCUUUUAGAGGAUCUGGGUGCUACAUACCCUUGGGUUCAGAUCUUUGAGAAUAAAGGCGCUAUGAUGGGCUGUUCAAAUCCACAUCCUCACUGCCAGGUGUGGGCGAGCAGCUUCCUUCCCAACGAACCGGCUCUGUCAGACCGCUCCCAGAGAAUGUACUACCAGAAACACGGAGAGCCGAUGCUGGUUCGGUACGCCAAGCAAGAGGCAGAGAAAAGGGAGCGUGUGGUGGUGGAGAAUUCUGAUUGGCUGGCUGUGGUUCCAUAUUGGGCAACGUGGCCCUACCAGACACUGCUGUUACCACAACGACACAUCCUCAGAAUCAAUGAUCUAACAACAGAAGAGAGAGAAGGUCUAGCGGACAUCAUGAAGCGACUGUUGACCAAAUAUGACAAUCUGUUUGAAGUUUCUUUUCCCUACUCCAUGGGCUGGCAUGGAGCUCCAACUGGUCCUUAUUUAAAAGAAGACAACUCGCACUGGCAACUUCAUGCUCAUUACUACCCUCCUCUUCUGCGUUCAGCCACAGUUAAGAAGUUUAUGGUCGGGUAUGAGAUGCUCGCUCAGGAGCAGAGAGAUCUCACCCCAGAACAGGCUGCUGAGAAGCUAAGAAAUCUUCCAGAAGAGCAUUACAAAACAAGAAACAACUGUGAUAAAGAGGAUGAAAAGGAAAAGUCAAAGUGAAACAAACCAAAAUGGAAGGCCCUCUGUACAUUUAAAGGUCAAUCAGUGAAUCCCUUUAAAAGAAAUGGAAAGUAUUCUGUGGUGUAUUUCUCUGCACAAAAACUACCCUAUAAUUGUAAUCUACUUUUUUGCUAAAUGUUUAAUUUUGUCUAGACUAUGCAUGCGGAUGUGGAAAAAUAUAGGCAUUAGCACAACAUUGUGGAAAAUAAAGUAGAUUUUUUCUGGCAGAACAGAAAAUUUGACACCAACUGCUGAAUAGGCUCUUCUCACUGUUUUGAAUUUUGCUAAGAUAUGUAACCAAUGUGAAGGAAAUCUUAUUUUUUGUGUUUGAUUUACCUCUCUGUUCUCUUACCAGCAGUCUAUUUUGGCUUUAAUGUCCUACUUCACAGCAGAUGGCAAAAUAAAUGAUUCUAUCCAGUAUUUGCAAACAUCUACUGUUUAUACCUCUGAAACACAUUUUUAUUGAGUGCUGUCAAAGAAACCUAUCAGAGUGCCUUUGUUGAUGCAGAAUUAAGAUGCUCCAUACUGAAACAGUUUAUAUUUUAAAAAUACAUUUGUGUGCAAACAGAUUCUUAUUGUCCGUUAAAACUUGAAAUAAUAAAAAUACAACUGUGAUUCAAGUGUAAAUUAUAUAUUUGUAAUUUCUUCCAUUUAAAUUGAUCAUUUUUUGUUUUCAACUAAAAUAGCAAAUAAAGAAAUCUUGUUUGUCAGUGAAA